AUGUCUGCUGCAGUCUCAGUGCCAGAACACAAACUCUUCGAAUCGCCCAAUUCACGGUCUAUUCACGUCAACAACUGGGUCAUCACCGCGUCCACGAACCCGAUAUCCAACGCCUUUGAAUGCGACACCAUCCAGGGAUCUCUGGGUAUCCCUCUACCUGAAAUGACCUUUGGGAACAAUAUCCUAACACUUGAACACCGUCCUUCUGGGUGGAAAUAUUCAUUUACUGCCGCGGACGCUUUGAGAUUGGUGAAAAAGGGUGAGCUUGAGGAUGGCGAUGGCGGCGUCAAGGUCAACUACGCCGAUGCUUGGCUGAAAAGUCGAACCGACCCAUCAUCGAAUCUCACGAUGCCGAAGACCGUUGCGACCAAGCCUUACGACUGGACAUAUACUACAAUAUACACAGGGCAUGCAGAAUCCGAGGAAUCCGGUACUCUACCUUCGUGGACUCCAUCAGACGAAACUGACCCAGCAUAUAACAUACCCAUCGCUGAGCUAACUCGACCCGACCCGAUCUUAUUCUACGCUGAGAUACCUUUGUUCGAGGACGAGCUGCACGACAAUGGGUCGUCAGCACUUCUUGUGAGAAUACGUGUCAUGCCGACGUGUAUCUUUAUUCUGUGUCGAUUCACCCUUCGAGUCGACAACGUACUCUUUCGUACGUCGGACACAAGAAUUUACCAUUCAUUCUCAUCGGAACCUCCCAUGAUAAUUAGAGAGACGAGUGGCUGGGAGGCACCCUACGAUGUGAUCAAAGAGCGUCUUCCCAAGCGAGAUGAUAUGACGCCCCUCACAGACCCGAACUUCAUCUCCAAGGCUCUAGCAGACACGCGUCGCAUGUCACAGACCGUGGGUGCUAAGACUGGGUGGCGGGGCAUUGGGACGAAACUCGAACAUGCAAUUUUGGUGUAA
This is a messenger RNA of Desarmillaria tabescens, 912 nucleotides long. Its product is annotated as TIP41-like family-domain-containing protein. The coding region runs from base 1 to 912 and encodes 303 amino acids. The transcript has 4 exons. Gene Ontology annotation, biological process: TOR signaling. Gene Ontology annotation, cellular component: cytosol. Lineage: Eukaryota; Fungi; Basidiomycota; Agaricomycetes; Agaricales; Physalacriaceae. The record is from RefSeq and is a predicted model, not a curated record.